UUAAUGUCAAUAACAUCAAACAGACACAGAUAGAGAGAGACGAUUGUACUUGGGAAAAAAAAAAUAAUAAAUAAAGUGAAGACAAAAGAAGAUAAAAUCUCAGUCGAAAAAGGAAUGCUAUAGUGCGCCUAGUUACUGCUACAGUGGGCCAUGGGUGAAGAUGGAGCGGCCGAGGCGGCCUCCUCCGGCGGUGGAGGAGCGAGAGCGGAGGCACAAUACGCGGCGGCGAAGACAUCGGUUUGGUGGGACAUCGAGAACUGCCAAGUCCCCAAGAACUUCGACCCCCACGCCUUGGCGCAGAACAUAAACUCAGCCCUGGUGAAGAUGAACUACUGCGGUCCCGUCUCCAUCUCUGCCUACGGCGACACCCAUCGCAUCCCCUCCUCCGUACAGCAAGCGCUCUCCAGCACCGGCAUAGCCCUCAAUCACGUCCCCGCCGGGGUUAAAGAUGCAAGCGAUAAGAAAAUUUUAGUUGAUAUGCUGUUCUGGGCUGUGGACAAUCCUGCCCCUGCAAAUUAUUUACUGAUUUCUGGUGAUAGGGAUUUCUCUAAUGCACUCCAUCAGUUGCGCAUGAGGAGAUAUAAUAUCCUUCUAGCUCAACCACUAAAAGCAUCUACCGCUCUCAUUGCGGCCGCAAAGAGUGUAUGGCUGUGGAUGAGCCUAGUUGCUGGAGGAUCCCCGCUUACCUGUGCUGAAUCAUCACAACUUUCUAUUAGUACAAAUAAUGAAAUGUUGCGGAACCCUUCUUCCAACCCUGAUCAAAUUGAUCAACCUGCAUAUUCCAACUCCGGAAGUCUUUACUUGGUAAAUCAGAAGUUCAGUAAUCCUGGAAGAGUUGGUGAAAGUAAAUAUAAAGGGAAAUACAUUUUGAAAGACCCAACUCAGCCCAGCAAAACAGCUUCAAGUGGCCCAGUUGAGAUCCAAGGAAUUAAGAAUGAUGACUGCUCUCAGCUGCCAGAUAAUGCACCAGGAAAGAUUUUUAAGAAAGCUCCUCACGAAUUUUUUGGUGCUAGCAAGCCUGUCAUCUCUGAAAGUAGGUCUGCCCCCAAUUUAUUUUCUGUCAAUCUUGAGUCUUCAGGGAACAAUUGCAGUAAUUUUGCGGAAAUUUCAAAAAAUCAAUUUCCUCAACCUCGACCAGCCCUCAAUUUAUUUUCUAGCAAUCUUGAAUCUUCAGGGAACAAUCGCAGUAAUUUUGCGGAAAUUUCAAAAAAUCAAUUUCCUCAACCUCGACUGACUUUUGCAACAGACAACUGGUUUGAACCAAAUUCACGUAACAAAAUUUUCCAUCCUAUGCCUCCUAAAUCUGAUGGUUUUAGAUUUUCGUCCGCCCCACUUGCAAAUAUGUCUGAUAUUGGUAGGCUUACCAUGUCCGAAUACCCCAACUAUUCUCAGAAUAUUCCAAAUUUUAAUCAAAGAUUUGAGUCCCCAAACUUAACCUACAAAAAUAUACCACAGAAAAGUGAUAUUCUGCAGCCGGGCCAGCCAUUUUACCAUGAUACUAUGAACAAUAGGUAUCCUCGUGGUCCUGAGUUUCCAGUCCCUUUGCCAUCCUCAAUGGUUGCUAAUCCUGUUUCUGGUAAUGGUUUCUGGGGAACUCAAGGAUGUCCACAACCAUAUAUUCAAGGCCUUAUAGGGGUUAUCUUACUUGCCCUAAAUUCCUUAAGAGUUGAAAAGAUUUUGCCUACUGAAGCAAACAUAACCGAUUGCAUUCAUUAUGGUGAUUCAAAACACCGCAAUAUUGAAGUGAGGAAGGCCCUGGAUUGUGCAAUUGAGCAACAUAUGAUAGUUAAACAAAACUUAGGUGCGGUGCAGCUGUAUCUUGGUAAAAAUGAGAAAGUAUGGAAGUGUGUGAACCUCCUUGGGGGUAAUCCUAAUCAGUACCCGAAGCCAACAUGGAAUGGAAUUCAGAAAUUUCUGUCUUCUGCUGCUGGACGUUCAGCAAUAAUGGCUUCUAAAUGCAGGUAUGAAGCAGCUUUGAUUCUGAAAAAUGCAUGCUUAAGAGAGCUCGCUUUGGGCAAUGCACUCCAGGUCUUAAACAUGAUAAUCACUGUGAAGAGGUGGAUUAUACAUCAUCAGUCGGGAUGGCAACCAAUUACUAUUACCCUGGCAGAAACUAAUACUGAGACAGCAUAUACAUUCACUAGCAAGUUAUGUUUCUAAGGACUAGUUCCAGGUAUAUACAGUCUGAAAAUGCAGCCAUCAUGUUUUUGUUGCUGAUUUGUAAUGUUUACGAGCUGUGGAGAUUUGUCUGAUGAUGCUGAACUAAGGCUUCUGUUAUGUCCAUUUAUUCUACAUGGUGGUGCUAGUCUGCAGGAAAAGAUUGAAGCAACUAUGUUGUAACCAUGACAGCCUUCUUUUAUGUUGAUGACAGCAAGAUUGAGCUGGAAGGGUACUGUUUUUGUGUGGUCAAGAUCAAUAAAGUACAAAAUAUUAAUAGUACCUUGCUAUACAUUAGUGAGCAUGGAAGAUAUAUGUAAACCUGCUAUGCAAAUGAAGCUUUGUCCCAACAUUUUGAAGUUUGAAUCUUUUGUAUUCAAAAACUUGUUUUCAGGAAAAGUAUUUUCCUUAA
This is a messenger RNA of Cornus florida, 2569 nucleotides long. RefSeq lists its product as uncharacterized. Lineage: Eukaryota; Viridiplantae; Streptophyta; Magnoliopsida; Cornales; Cornaceae. Gene Ontology annotation, cellular component: peroxisome. The record is from RefSeq and is a predicted model, not a curated record. The transcript is spliced from 4 exons. The coding region runs from base 151 to 2160 and encodes 669 amino acids. Gene Ontology annotation, molecular function: RNA nuclease activity. Gene Ontology annotation, biological process: regulation of gene expression.